CCGACCAGAGUGGAGAAGAAGCGUGUGCCCGCAGCGCGGGGCGGCAAGCUGUGCGCGGCCAUGUGCACCUAAUGGGGCGCGCCCUCUGCUGUCGGUCCGGAGGAACCGCUACCCUUGGGGACUCCCGGACGUCGGCAGUGAACAGAGUAUCCCGUCAUCAGGCACCAGUGUUAGGAGGUUGGGCUGUAAUAAUUCACCAUGGCUUAUGGCUUGCCAAGAAAGAACACAGUGAAAACCAUUCUGCGGGGCAGUUGUUAUGAAGUACAGGAACCUUGGGAUCUUGCACUACUUACAAAGGUCUGGUGCACGAAACUAGCCAAAAUCAAGUUGCCUUUCUUGAAAGAAAUUGCAUUUGGUAGUCCUAUACCCCUCAAAAUACAUAAAACCAAUAAGGAUGGUCUGCUCCCUUCUGCAGAAUCCCUCAAAUUGGAAAGAGAGUAUGAAAUGAAGCGCCUGAAUAACCUGAAAUGUCAGGAAGAUGCAGCUAAGAAAAUUCAGUUUUCCCUAAGGGAAAGGCAAGUUGGUUUGAGAAGACCUCUUCCACCUAAGUGACAGUCACCUCUUAAUCGAAUCUGCACUCUGGCUUUCCGCGUCUGAAGGGGAUGAAAGGCUGUGACCUUUCACUAUGUGAAGUCUGGUGCAGAUAUAUGCAUGCCCACUGGUUGAUGAGCUAAUCUGACAGAUCUUCUGGGUCCCUGCCACAUACUUGUUCCAUUGUAUCACAAGUAACAGCAUGGUAAAUAGAUGAAAAAUACAUCUGGAAUUGAGUCAUUUCUGCUAUUCAUUUGAAUUAUUGAAAAGUUGUACUAAGGGAAGAGGAAACUCCUUGUUAGAGACAUUAUUUUUUUGCAUCUAUGAUCUGGAGCAGGCACCAAAAAGGAGAGAGAGAGAAAUUCGUUUAAAAAUGAUAAAUGGUGAAAACUUUUGUUUGGUUAAGAAAAAUUGUAGAUUUCUUUUUAGUAAUUCUACAGUUCCCAAUUUUCAAUAAAAUAUCAUUAUU
Rhinolophus ferrumequinum (greater horseshoe bat) is the source of this 1000-nucleotide messenger RNA. It is a transcript of the gene C5H4orf36, whose product is annotated as chromosome 5 C4orf36 homolog. Bases 199 to 552 code for a protein of 117 amino acids. NCBI's taxonomy places the organism in Eukaryota, Metazoa, Chordata, Mammalia, Chiroptera, Rhinolophidae. The record is from RefSeq and is a predicted model, not a curated record. The transcript is spliced from 4 exons.